Telopea speciosissima is the source of this 864-nucleotide messenger RNA. Its product is annotated as transcription factor bHLH148-like. The annotation marks the transcript as partial. Gene Ontology annotation, biological process: regulation of DNA-templated transcription. The record is from RefSeq and is a predicted model, not a curated record. Gene Ontology annotation, molecular function: protein dimerization activity. The transcript has a single exon. Lineage: Eukaryota; Viridiplantae; Streptophyta; Magnoliopsida; Proteales; Proteaceae.
ACGCCCCUGAUCUUGAAUCCCGAAACCAACACCGAGAGAUCCCGAGAGUCCAAAAAGAAGAGGAAGAAGAAACCUUCGAAUCCGAGCCAGAAUCAGAACCAGACGAGAUGGAAAUCCCCUGCCGAACAACAGAGUUAUUCCUCCAAGCUCAUCGAAGCUCUGCGUCAAGUUCGCCGUAAUCCUUCACCUUCACUAGCACCGGCAUUUUCUUCUUCCACUUCUGAUUCUCCUUGUCUAGCGGAAUCUAUCCCGCGCGGGGGCCGUGCCGUGAGAGAAGCAGCAGACAGGGUCUUAGCCGUAGCAGCCAAGGGACGAACGAGAUGGAGUCGAGCGCUGCUGACAAACAGACUCAAAUUGAAGUUCAAGAAGAAGAGGAAGCAGAGAGUAGCUAUCCCCGACAACUGUAGAUCCAAGAGACGAGGGGGGAUUAGCAUCCUUGCCUUGAAGAAAGACAAGAGGUUGCCGACGGUUCAACGGAAGGUGCGUGUCCUCGGAAGCUUAGUUCCAGGAUGCCGGAAACUCCCCUUCCCUGAUCUUCUCGAGGAAGCCACAGAUUACAUAGCAGCCUUGGAGAUGCAGGUCAGAGCCAUGACCAACCUCACUCAACUGCUUUCCGUCGCUGGUGGCGCUGCACCCACCGCUGAUCCUUUCGAGGCUGGACCGCCUCGGUUCCACGCAGAGGUGAACACCAGAAAAAAAAAAAAAAAAAAGGCCAGGUCUCCUACCUCUGGUUGUUCUUGCUCGCUUGUCGCGACCCUUUUUUUUUUAUUUUUUUCAUUUGCCCAUUAUUCACUCUCAUCAUUCCUUCGCCUUGAAUUUUAUAUUCUUGUAUUUUAUUUGUAUAAUGGCUCUCUUGUUUUUUAG